AUGCGUACGAUUACGGAAGAAGCUGCAAGCGUUUGGGCUAAACCAUCAGCCAAAAUCACAGAACUUAUCGAGCAAUUCAAGCAUGAGGCGGCGUUGUAUGCAGAAAAGGCGCGUCAAUAUUUCUUUGGCGACAGAGCGAGCUGUGGGAUUGCUUUCGAUAUCGAUAAAUUCCAAAGUGAACAAAUUUCGAAGCUUGCGACAAUUUACAGCAAAAUGCAUCCUGAAUCCACGUACUCUCAUGUUCACGAGCAUUGGUAUCUUCCUAAACGUUAUUUUGGUGUGCAUACAUAA
Molecule: messenger RNA, 291 nt
Organism: Gongylonema pulchrum
Lineage: Eukaryota; Metazoa; Nematoda; Chromadorea; Rhabditida; Gongylonematidae
Source: the annotation of a GenBank genome assembly